CCGCUUUGAAACUUUCCUGCUUGCUCUGCUCUCGAGUCAACGUCCCCGGGAGACACCAGAGGUCCCAUACAGCCUACUCUUAAUUUAUUAGCUUGUUACUAUACGGAAAUGGCUCCUUCUGCGCUCAUCCUUCCUCCUGUGACACCUCAAGACUAUCACAGGAUCAUUUCACCAUCGCUGAACAUUCCCAGCGACCCACAGACAUCCAUUCCCGUCGGUCUCUUGGCAUGCCAACGCGAUUCACUCCUUCGAGAAUUGGCCACCACAGUGGUCAGCUCUCGUCCUGCUGAAGCACCUCCGCAGCCCAAGCGUGCGAAGAAGGACAAGUCCAGCACACCACCAACACCAGCAAGCCCUCUCCUCGAGGUCUUGCUGCACGAUACCGUCCUCUUUCCAGAAGGUGUCGCGGAAGUGAAGCGCGCCGGAGGACACGCUGUGCACUACGUCAAGGUCGGUGAGAAGAGUAUCGAAGGCGCGCUGCACGCCUUCACAGUCGGCAGAGAAGUAGGUGUGCGGCUGGGAGAGGCCGGUCUGCAGCGGAGGCUAGACCACAUUGUCUGCGAAGACGCAAGCCAAGAAGGGCGACUCACACUCCCAUUAAUAUUGCCCUAUUGCCCUCAUGGUUACACUCUGGCUUCGCCCCUGUCCCAUCUCUCCAGAAGCACCAACUUGGACUCGGACAAGUCGUUCAAGCUGGCCGAAAUUCACGCUUCGCCGUCACCACGUACCGUCUCGAUCGACUGUUUAGUCGACAAGCAUCACGGUAACGACAACCUAGUCCAGAUGUGCUCGAUAACCCCGCACGGCGCGAACGAUGUGGAGCGCAUGGGUGUUCUUUCAGAGUGGUUUGCAUUAAGACCGGCGAGUGCGUCACGAGUUCAGUCCGUACUCUGCCCGCUCGACAAACCGAGCAGACACCUGCGUUACGAGACUCUCAGGCUGGCCAAGUUCCUUUUCCUGCGCGUCUACCGCCAGGGCUAGGAGUGCGACGAGUGAGCGACCGAGGCCCGCAACACGAACACGCCGCUACUUUUCCUAGGCCCCCUUCAUCGUGGGCUCGGACGACCUGAAGCUCAGGCAGGGCCGCAAAUCUGCGCGGGCCUGUGAUGUCCGCUACGACAUCGUCUUCUCUAGGAUGAGCACCACCACGCCCAGGCCUGCGGGUGUGACAAUGACGACAAUAUCUCUCACGCUCUCUGGUCGCAGGUCCAUGCCUUCUCCACUCUAUGAAGAUGGCAUCCAGUCGUCUCCAUCAGUUUUAACGGUCGCUUUAUCGAGCCCGUAACAUGAUGACGCCUCCUCAAUGCUGAUCCCCAUCUACGUCUACCACCUAAACGUCUCUCGCCCCCCCCUCUCCCAUGAUAAGGCAUCUUCGCCAGCCGGCACGAGUCCCCUGGCUUUACGCUUCAGCCGCAGCGGUGCUGAGCUGUCGUGCACAGUCAACGACGAAUGACGUAGAGGCAGACGAGGAGACCGCCGAGGUGCCUGGCCAGUACGGUGUGAGUGCUAAGCACAGCAGAAGCACCGGAAGACCUCACAAUGUCGAACGGUCUACUACCAACGCUCAUUUCUACUGCGAUCGUCGCGGCACGGAGGGAAGAUGGCGGAAAUAGUUCUCGCUCCCCACGGCCGCGCCUCGCACUACACCGGUGACGACGAAGUCGAACGCUAUCGACGAGGGCAGAAACAAAUGCUGGUCACUCGUGGUCAGAAACCUGAAGACGAACGGCAACGACUCCGCGCGGGGCGUCGCUUCACGAUUGCGGCGGUAACACUUUGGCUUUGGCCGCGGCCGUUCGCCCUGUCUGUUGAUUUGGUAGGCGCCUACCAUUUCUUUGACAGCUGCGCUACUACUUUCGCCGGCUUCAUAGAUCUGAUGGGCCUAUACCACGACAUCCAUGUAGUGCUACUCAUUCGCAUAUUGUAUAGUGAUGAUAAAAUUGACUUAGAGAAGAUACGUCCCUGUACUAGUUUCAUCUGUGCGCGACGGCGUCCAGCGUCCUAAGUACACUAUUACGCGCGAUUACUGUACAAGCUCUCCAGAUAGCCAUUCAAUCCUGAGAGAUUCAGUUUAUACUCGCUCCAGAACACUACAUUGUGCCCAGAGUAUCCCGCGAAGACCCGCCAGUGCCAGUCUAGCGGAACCCACCACAG
Molecule: messenger RNA, 2154 nt
Organism: Phanerochaete carnosa HHB-10118-sp
Lineage: Eukaryota; Fungi; Basidiomycota; Agaricomycetes; Polyporales; Phanerochaetaceae
Exons: 5
Coding region: 109-981 (290 amino acids)
Source: RefSeq, a predicted model, not a curated record